GAAGCUGGAGGGCAUCGCCAUGGACCCGAACGGCAUCUCCAACGAAUCCGCACAGAACAAUCAUGGUGUGGCGUCUGACCAGGGCACCUUCACGUGCGAGUUGCGGAGGCUGUCUUCCGAACAGCUCGAACACACGUACGACCUGGUGAACCGCAGCUGCACCAUGGACGUGGACCAGGAGAAGAUUGAGAAGGCGGACCUGGCGACCAUCGACGGUCUCGACAUCUACCAACAGUCCGAGAAUGAUGUGUCGGAGGGCCUGUUGCAGGAGCUGGAGGGCAUCGACACCGAGGCGAUCGGCACGGAGAACUGCACCACCAUGUGCGCCGCCAUGCAGGAGGAGACGCUAAAGGAAACGAUCAAGGACGGGGACAAGGCGGGCCGAGCGACGAUCGACGGGCUCGACAUGAAACAACUGCCUGAGAAGAAGGACGGGCUCGAAG
Molecule: messenger RNA, 443 nt
Organism: Prorocentrum cordatum
Lineage: Eukaryota; Dinophyceae; Prorocentrales; Prorocentraceae
Source: the annotation of a GenBank genome assembly